Molecule: messenger RNA, 4888 nt
Organism: Symphalangus syndactylus (siamang)
Lineage: Eukaryota; Metazoa; Chordata; Mammalia; Primates; Hylobatidae
Gene: SNCAIP
Product: synuclein alpha interacting protein
Molecular function (GO): ubiquitin protein ligase binding
Source: RefSeq, a predicted model, not a curated record
AAAAGAGUGCCUGAGAGUGCCAGAGGCUUGGUGGAAGGGCAGAUGAGAGAAGAGGAGGCAUUGUAUUGGCCACUGGGACAACUGCAGACUCACUCUUACCUGUAAAGAAGCGGUUAAUGUUGGGGAAUGUAGUCAGGAUUGGAAAACCACAGGGAUUUCUGCACAUUAUAAUUGAGAAUGUAAAUAUUCUUAAAGUGGCACCCUGAAAGAGACAAGCAUUGAAACCAGACAAAAUAAAUUGGGUCAUAAACAGAAUGAAACAUCUUAAAGGAGAUGGCAUGUGGAGGCCUGCUGGGAAGUAGAGGCAAACUCCAGAUGCCUAGGACACUUAGUCUAAGGUGGGGUCAUCCAACCCACAGAAAUAAAUAUGGGCAGUGGCCCAAGACUUCCUAUAAUGAGCUGCACCUGUUUUAAGUCUUGUGUUCUUACCUAUAGAAUCACGAACCUUACUACCAUCCUGCAAGUGCAAAUAGAAAGAUUCCUGUUGUGAUGCCAUGAGUUAUUAUCUGCUGGUUAUAUUCUAUUCUAUUGGAAUGGCUACACUCAAUUGGAUAUUGCUGUCUAUAUUGUUGAAGCACCUCAAACAGGGGUGCAUGGUUAUUUGUUAAUUUGCUUAAUUAAGACAUGUUCAUCCACAUUUUAUAGUUUCAUUUAUUUAAAGAUCCAUUUGGUCCCCAGCCCCAGUGCAUGUUUCUCUGCUUCAUCUCCCCAUAUUUCCAUGUUCUUGCUGAUGUUUGUACCAUAUCCUGACACCCAGCAUCAUCUUUGUGUUGUUCACCAAGGCCGUGGGAACAGAGUCUGUAAAUCAAUAGUUCAUCACGGAGUACAGAUUUAGUGAAAAGAAAUUGGAUUGGAAGAAAGUCUCCUAGUGAACACGCUAGUAUCCAGAGUCUGGAUUGUAUCAGAAUCCAUCACAGUAGAAGAGAAUGUAGUUUUGAGUAAUUUCCAAGCAUAGUAUGUAUAUUUUCCUCUGAAAAUCUUUGUGAAUUGAAGGAAAGUGACAUUUUUAUACCAAGCAAUUUGUUUGAUAACCUAUUUUCAGAUUUCUACAAAUAAUAAAAUUUCUGAUUUUAAAUAUGUUUUACAAAUACAAGUUGGUUUUCUUUUCAUUGUAAGCCUUAUUGUGAUUUCAGAAGAAUUUUUAACAUUUGCUAAAUGAAUAAUCUUAUUUAAACAUGGAAGUAACAUCCUAAUCCUUUCUUGGAUGGACUCUGUAUCUAUUGUAAUUAAGACUUUAAAAAUGGUAUAUACAUAUGGGGAAAAAUAGGAGAGGAAACAGGAAAAUUAAAUCAAGUGAUGGGUUUGAGGAAUUUAUAAGUAUUUGACCGUACUCAAAAUGUGCAAGGAAGAAUAAUGGAAGCCCCUGAAUACCUUGAUUUGGAUGAAAUUGACUUUAGUGAUGACAUAUCCGACGAUAGGAGUCCAGGGAACAGGCUACAAAAGCUUGGAUUGGAGGACACAGACAGGGAAGAUGCAUUGGGCUUUGGUUCCCAUAGGGCCAAACUGACAGUAGUUGCUGCCCUGGGAGCUUGCCAUUGUCCUGAGAAUGAGUAUUCAGUCACAUCACUCAAGACGAUCCCAGAACUGUGCCGAAGAUGUGAUACGCAAAACGAAGACAGAUCAGUUUCUAGCUCUAGCUGGAAUUGUGGCAUCUCAACUCUUAUUACAAACACGCAAAAGCCCACAGGAAUCGCUGACGUGUACAGUAAGUUCCGCCCAGUGAAGCGGGUUUCGCCACUGAAACAUCAGCCAGAGACUCUGGAGAACAAUGAAAGUGAUGAUCAAAAGAACCAGAAAGUGGUUGAGUACCAGAAAGGGGAUGAGUCUGACCUGGGCCCCCAGCCUCAGGAGCUCGGCCCUGGAAAUGGAGUGGGCGGCCCAACGGGUAAGAGCUCUGAGCCCAGCACAUCACUGGGUGAACUGGAGCACUACGACCUCGACAUGGAUGAGAUUCUGGAUGUGCCUUAUAUUAAAUCCAGUCAGCAGCUUGCUUCUUUUACCAAGGUGACUUCAGAAAAAAGAAUUUUGGGCUUAUGCACAACCAUCAAUGGCCUUUCUGGCAAAGCCUGCUCUACAGGAAGUUCUGAGAGCUCAUCAUCCAACAUGGCGCCAUUUAGUGUUCUUUCUCCCGUGAAAAGCCCUCACUUGAGAAAAGCAUCAGCUGUCAUCCACGACCAGCACAAGCUGUCCACUGAAGAAACUGAGAUCUCACCUCCUCUGGUUAAAUGUGGCUCUGCAUAUGAGCCUGAAAACCAGAGUAAAGACUUCCUAAACAAGACAUUUAGUGAUCCUCAUGGUCGAAAAGUUGAGAAGACAAUACCAGACUGCCAGCUCAGGGCCUUCCACCUGCAAUCCUCAGCAGCAGAAUCCAAACCAGAAGAGCAGGUCAGUGGCCUGAACUGGACCAGCUCCCAAGGCCCAGAAGAAAGGAGUGAGUAUCUGAAAAAAGUGAAAAGCAUCUUGAACAUUGUUAAAGAAGGACAGAUCUCUCUCCUGCCACACCUAGCUGCAGACAAUCUAGACAAAAUUCACGACGAAAAUGGAAACAAUCUAUUACAUAUUGCGGCGUCACAGGGACACGCAGAGUGUCUACAGCACCUCACUUCUUUGAUGGGAGAAGACUGCCUCAAUGAGCGCAACACUGAGAAGUUGACUCCAGCAGGCCUGGCCAUUAAGAAUGGUCAGUUGGAGUGCGUACGCUGGAUGGUGAGCGAAACAGAAGCCAUUGCAGAACUGAGUUGUUCUAAGGAUUUUCCAAGCCUUAUUCAUUACGCAGGUUGCUAUGGCCAGGAAAAGAUUCUUCUAUGGCUUCUUCAGUUUAUGCAAGAACAGGGCAUCUCGUUGGAUGAAGUAGACCAGGAUGGCAACAGCGCCGUUCACAUAGCCUCACAGCAUGGCUACCUUGGAUGCAUACAGACCUUGGUUGAAUAUGGAGCAAAUGUCACCAUGCAGAACCACGCUGGGGAAAAGCCCUCCCAGAGCGCCGAGCGGCAGGGGCACACCCUGUGCUCCAGGUACCUGGUGGUGGUGGAGACCUGCAUGUCGCUGGCCUCUCAGGUGGUGAAGUUAACCAAGCAGCUAAAGGAACAAACAGUAGAACGUGUCACGCUGCAGAACCAACUCCAACAAUUUCUAGAAGCCCAGAAAUCAGAGGGCAAGUCACUCCCUUCUUCACCCAGUUCACCAUCCUCACCUGCCUCCAGAAAGCCCCAGUGGAAAUCUCCAGAUGCAGAUGAUGAUUCUGUAGCCAAAAGCAAGCCGGGAGUCCAAGAGGGGAUUCAGGUUCUUGGAAGCCUAUCAGCCUCCAGCCGGGCUAGACCCAAAGCACAAGACGAAGAUUCUGAUAAAAUCUUACGCCAGUUAUUGGGAAAGGAAAUCUCAGAAAAUGUCUGCACCCAGGAAAAACUGUCCUUGGAAUUCCAGGAUGCUCAGGCUUCCUCUAGAAAUUCGAAAAAGAUCCCACUGGAGAAGAGGGAACUGAAGUUAGCCAGGCUGAGACAGCUGAUGCAGAGGUCACUGAGUGAGUCUGACACGGACUCCAACAACUCUGAGGACCCCAAGAAUACCCCAGUGAGGAAGGCUGACCGACCAAGGCCACAGCCCAUCGUAGAAAGUGUAGAGAGUAUGGACAGCGCAGAAAGCCUGCACCUGAUGAUCAAGAAACACACCUUGGCAUCAGGGGGACGCAGGUUUCCUUUCAGCCUCAAGGCCUCCAAAUCCCUGGAUGGCCAUAGCCCAUCUCCCACCUCAGAGAGCAGCGAACCAGACUUAGAAUCCCAGUAUCCAGGCUCAGGGAGUAUUCCUCCAAACCAGCCCUCUGGUGACCCUCCACAGCCCAGCCCUGACAGCACUGCUGCCCAGAAAGUUGCCACAAGUCCCAAGAGCGCCCUCAAGUCUCCAUCUUCCAAGCGCAGGACAUCUCAGAACUUAAAACUGAGAGUUACCUUUGAGGAGCCUGUGGUACAGAUGGAGCAGCCUAGCCUUGAACUGAAUGGAGAAAAAGACAAAGAUAAGGGCAGGACUCUCCAGCGGACUUCCACAAGUAACGAAUCAGGGGAUCAACUGAAAAGGCCUUUUGGAGCCUUUCGAUCGAUCAUGGAGACACUAAGUGGCAACCAAAACAAUAAUAAUAACUACCAGGCAGCCAACCAGCUGAAAACCUCUACGUUGCCCUUGACCUCACUUGGGAGGAAGACAACAGAUGCCAAGGGAAACCCUGCCAGCUCCGCUAGCAAAGGAAAGAAUAAGGCAGAAAUGUACAGCAGCUGCAUCAAUCUUUCCUCUAACAUGCUGAUUGAAGAGCAUCUGCGUAACGACGCACGGCAUAAUGACAUCAAUAGAAAAAUGAAGAAAUCCUACAGCAUAAAGCACAUUGCUGAGCCAGAGUCAAAAGAACUCUUCUUGUAAAUCACUUUUUAAAUUUUCUCUCACUGAUGCCCUUUGGAAAUUAUUGGAAAUUUCUGGACUAUCCUCUAUGGAAAGAGAACCGUGAAAACAAUGCCUCACCAGCAGAAGAACAGAAUAUCAGGAUGCCUUAAAUUCAUAGUAGUAGACUGUAAAAGAUUCAUUUUGGGGUGAUAUCUGUAUAUAUAACUUGUUUUUCUUAAAGAUGCUGUUUAAAAGCAUGAUUGGGAAAAGGUAUGUUUUUUAAGAGUAGAUUGAUUCACCCUACCCACAGGACAUUCACCAAGCCACUGAUGCCAUUUUAUAUUUCAUCAAUUGCAUGAGUAUUUGCUAAUGUUGAUUGAACCUCCCUUUCCCCAUAACGUGGGCAGAUUUGGCUCAGCUCUUUCAUGAGAUCAGGUCGGUGGUAUUGUUUUCUGUCAAGAGUGUUUUUUCUGUCAUUUCUACUUUUUGUAUAAAGGAAAUAAAACAAUGUUAACAGCCA